Messenger RNA from Oryzias melastigma (Indian medaka), 1843 nucleotides. RefSeq names its product spermatogenesis associated 2-like (gene spata2l). Gene Ontology annotation, cellular component: cytoplasm. The record is from RefSeq and is a predicted model, not a curated record. NCBI's taxonomy places the organism in Eukaryota, Metazoa, Chordata, Actinopteri, Beloniformes, Adrianichthyidae. Bases 22 to 1416 code for a protein of 464 amino acids. The transcript has 4 exons.
CGUUCAAGUAUCAACAAUAGGAUGCACAAACAGCCGCCCAGCAGCUUCGGCCAGGCCGCUGAGGACCUGCUGAGGGUGUACGACCACGCCCUGGAGCAGCAGGUUCUGGAGCGCGGGUCCAGCCUGCCAUGCAGAGAGGAGAAGCUUUGGAAGCAGGUGGAGGAGAUGCUGAAGAUGGGGGAUGCUCGGGAGACACACUGUCUGGGUUUGGAUCCGCUGCAGGAGAUGGAGGAGGCCCUACAAGCUGGAGCUGCAGCAGGCCUCCGCAGGAGGAGAGCGAACGUACGAGUGGGACUGAAGGAGCUGGCCCAAGUUUUUGAGUUCCUGGAGCAAGCGUCCUUGAAUUUGUAUCUGGGACCUUGGAGAAAAGAGUACAAAGUCAUCAAGAUGUAUUCAGGUAGAUUCACACACUACGUAGCGCCGGUGCUGUCCAUGCCUCAGAUCGAGAAACUAUUUGGGUUAUUGGGGUACGAGUAUGGCCCGUCAGAACCCCAACAGCUUCUGCUCCAGCCGCCCAGAGUCCACCCCGGUUCCCUGAACCAGUUUCUGCGCCUGUCAUGUGCCUUCUUCAUGGCCCGCUGCGAGUGCCAUCUCCUCUGGACGGCUCUCAGGAACCACCCCAGCGACGGCCAGUGGGAGCUGAGCCUGGUACACGAGAGACGGAGAGGAAACGCCCUGCAGGUGGCUCUGGAAAACACCCUCAAGAAGUUUGAGGUGAAGAAGCGGCUCCACAUAGAUCCUGACCUGGAGGAGGACUUGUACGGAGCUGAUCUGGAAGAGAUGGAGAAUGGAAACUUCUCCUUGUGGCCAGUUCAGACCCCAGUGCAGCCAGAGACCCUCAGAGGUUCUGCACCUACGAAAGCUCCAGACAAACGGUCCCUUGAGGAGCUGAACCUCCCAUCAGAUGAGAAGGCGGGGCCUGAAAGCCGCCGUACCUGCAGCUGUCUGAAUUCCCCUGAGCUUGUAAUACGAUCCCUUGAGUGCGACAGCCUGCACGACUUUUCCUGUGCCUACUUCAGGAAAUGUCAAACGCGUCACAGCGUGGGUUAUGUAAUGAAGCGGCCCAACGGAAGCACUGAAGGAGCUGCACCCGACUCGCCACUCGGAGACGAUCCAGAGGCUCCGCCUCCUCAACCAAUCAGCUUUCACGCUUGCUGUGACCUCACCAGACUGGACCCUCGGGUUCUGUGUCACAGCUGCAGCGUCUUCCACUCUUCCUCCUGCAGGGACGCCGUCGUCUGCAAAGGCCAGCACGCCGUCAGCCCGCUGGGGGUGUGUUCCUGUGGGAAGGAGUCCAGCAGGAACCCCACGGUGCUGUGCAGGUACUGCGGCAGGGACUACUGCAAGGACUGCUGGUACAGGAGCCCGGUCGCAUGCGACUGCGGCCAAACGUUGGACCAGUCGACCCCUGUGUGACCUCUGCACUACUGAGGCACUGAGUGGGCGUGCCUUAAACCUGCCAAUCAGAUUCGAGAGUUGCCUUCCUCUGAGUUUCUGGGAUUCUUUGGUGUUGAAGCAUUGAGUUCACGUUCUGUCUCCUCAAAGUGUUGGUUCCGUCAGGUUUAUUACAGCUGACACUUCUGCUUCACUCCUUUGUGUUGAGCUGAAAGUGUUUGUUCUUAUGUGUUGUUUGCACAGUCUGGAGUAAAAGGGUCACCGCAGUCUUAACGUGUGUUUACUGCCAUUUGAAAUCAAUAGUUACUGCCUUUGAUGCUGCUACUCUGCAGCUUCACUAAUGUAGAAUGUUUAAACGAUAUAAAUGGAUAUCUAACGUUAAGUUUAUCACCACAAUAUUUAUUUCAUGGAUCCAAAGUGCCAACAUUAAACUGAUCUGAGGCCUUUC